This is a messenger RNA of Malus domestica (apple), 1913 nucleotides long. RefSeq names its product glycosyltransferase BC10-like. Lineage: Eukaryota; Viridiplantae; Streptophyta; Magnoliopsida; Rosales; Rosaceae. Gene Ontology annotation, cellular component: membrane. Gene Ontology annotation, molecular function: glycosyltransferase activity. The record is from RefSeq and is a predicted model, not a curated record.
CGGAUUCAGUCAUAGUCAGCCCCCAAAGUACACGCUCCCCCUCUCUCUCUCUCUCUCUCUCUCCCAGUCAAAAUCAUCACCAACCCCACUUUGUAUAUGCUCGGAUUUGUAGGUUCUUGUUUUCAAACUCCCUCUCAUCUUCCUUCUGAACCACUCUCUAUGUUCUUCUCAUCGCCAAAUCAAAUCUCUCUGCUUCAUCUACUUCCUCCCCAGAAUUUGCCCCGGGAUGUUUAUAGUUUUUGGAUGAUAUCUUCAUCAUCCAUCAUUCAUCGAUUGAGUUAGAGGUACCCAAAGGACAUUGAGUUAUGUUAUAUUCCUUUGAUUUUCUAAUUGUGGUUUGAGGCACUAUUCGUUCACAGUUUCAGUAAUAAAUCAUUGCUGAUUCUCCAGAAUUGAAGUGUUUGUGUGUUCAUAUAUAACAUAAAUUGUAGUGAGAAUUUAUACUUGGAAUUCAGAUUUGAAUUUAUUUACUGCAAACUGGAAAGACAUGGCAAGAGGCAGAGAAGACUAUGAGAAGAACCCGGGUUUGCUCAAACUCUUGCAGACUCUCUCAUUCUUGAUAGUUUUUGUUAUGGGGGUCGUUAUAGGAUUAGCAACGAGGGCGCAUAUGAGCCGGUAUUUUGGUUCCCAAACUGAGAACUAUUCGUUUAUCAAUCACCUCUCUGCCAAUAUGCCGCACGAGGAGAAGACUUGUACAAUUGUGCCAGUUAGUGACAAGGUUGAUUGCAUGAGCAUGGAGACGUUUCUUCAGCCGAAGAAUUUGACACACGGUCUGUCUGAUGAUGAGCUUUUUUGGAGAGCUUCAAUGGUGCCGAGAAAGCGAGAGUUUCCAUUCGAGAGAGUGCCUAAAGUGGCUUUCAUGUUUUUGACUAGAGGACCUUUGCCCUUGCUGCCAUUGUGGGAGAGGUUCUUUCAGGGCCAUGACAAGUAUUUCUCAAUUUACGUCCACGUAAUUCCGGGUUAUAAGCUCAAUGUAUCUACCACCUCUCCUUUUUAUCUACGCCAAAUCCCCAGUCAGCCGGUUUCAUGGGGGACAGUAACGUUGCUUGAUGCAGAGAGGCGCCUUCUAGCGAAUGCCUUGCUUGACUUCUCAAAUGAGCGCUUUGUUCUUCUCUCGGAGAGCUGCAUCCCGAUCUAUAAUUUCACUACGGUCUACGAGUAUCUCGUUGGUUCAAACCAUAGCUAUGUCGAGUCAUACGAUGAUCCUGGGCGUUAUGGCCGCGGGCGUUACAGGCGCAAAAUGUUUCCCGAUAUUAAACUGCAUCAGUGGAGGAAAGGGUCGCAGUGGUUUGAACUUAGCCGUGCGUUAUCUGUAUAUAUAGUUUCGGAAACAAAGUAUUACACGAUCUUCAGCAACUAUUGUUUGCCUGCAUGCUACCCGGAUGAGCAUUACCUGCCUACUUACAUCAACAUGCUCCAAGGGUCGCUGAAUUCGAAUCGGACUGUGACGUGGGUUGACUGGUCACUGCGAGGUCCGCACCCUGCAACGUACGGAGGAGACAACAUUACAGAAGAUUUCAUGCAGUCGAUAAGGAACAAUGGAGAGCCGUGUCAGUACAAUGCGGAGAUGACAUCCAUAUGUUACCUAUUUGCUCGGAAGUUUGCACCAACCGCAUUGGAGCCUCUGCUCAAGCUCGCCGCGGCGGUGAUGGAAUAUUGAGAAUUUCCGGCUUUUUCAGCGGAGAAUUUUGGUAGGACUCGAGUCGAUUUUGUCCCAAAUGCAAAAAUGUACAGGCAGGUAGUUUUGGAUAUUGAGAAAUUAUCGAGUUGGUUCUCUCCGUCAUUGAGUUGGGAGGAUGAAUUGGUUCUCAAAAUUCGGAAGGAAAUCAUCAAUAUUAUACAAAAGUUAAAUAUAAAUGUAUUUGGCUUGAAUUUUCUCCAAUGCACAUUAAUUGCGUAUUUAAGUUACACAA